Messenger RNA from Dicentrarchus labrax (European seabass), 4448 nucleotides. It is a transcript of the gene rassf10a, whose product is annotated as Ras association domain family member 10a. Gene Ontology annotation, biological process: signal transduction. The record is from RefSeq and is a predicted model, not a curated record. The transcript has a single exon. The coding region runs from base 414 to 1850 and encodes 478 amino acids. NCBI's taxonomy places the organism in Eukaryota, Metazoa, Chordata, Actinopteri, Moronidae.
ACUCACAGCACAGCAGCCUGUCCGGACACAAGGACGCACCUCUCCUCUCCGGAAAAGCGCGCAGGGCUGAGCUCAAUCCGCCGGGGAGAGAGGGAUGAAGUCCCGGCAGGCAGCCCGGGAACAGACCACUGGGAGACUAUGACUGGAUGCAAUAUUUCUAAAGACAACUCUGGCUGUCAUUCAAGGCGUAACAAGGUUAUAGGGUCGGACUUCUGAGCGCAUUUCAACUGGGAGCGCAGACUAUCUGUUUUGGAUGAAUGUUUUGCGUCAGUUUCUCUCAUAGCAACCUCAUUAAGUUUUCAGUCAAGUUCAAAUCUAAAGACUGCUUCGGUCUCUUUACUUUCUGAGCUGCCACACAGUGACACAAAGAGGACACGUUGUCGAAACUUUUUUCUCUCAGAGUUGAGCCGGAGAUGGAGCCGGAGGAGGGGAAGAUCUCCGUGUGGGUCUGCCGGGAGGAGAAGCUGGUCUCCGGGCUGACGAAGCGAACCACCUGCGCCGACGUGGUCAAAGUCCUGUUGGAGGACCAGAACCUCCAGCAGGGCGCCUCGGCGGCGAUGCUGUCCGGCUCCCCGCAGUCCUACUGCGUGGUGGAGAAAUGGAGAGGCUUCGAGAGGAUUUUACCAAACAAGACCAAAAUCCUCCGGCUGUGGAGCGCCUGGGGGGACGAGCAAGAGAAUGUCCGCUUCGUCCUGGUGAAGAACGAGGCUUCGCUGCCCAACAACGGGCCCCGCAGCGCUGAGGCCCGGGUGGUCCAGAGCCGGGAGAGCGGCGGUCCGGGCGGGGUGCUCAAGGGCACCGCCAAGACGUGCUGGACCGCCGCGGCCGCUGCCGCUAACCUCUCCCAGGAGAAACAGAGGCGCAUAGUGAGGAAGGCUUUCAGGAAGUUGGAUAAGAUGAACAAAAAGAAAGAGCAGACUGUUUCUAAAGAUAAGGGCUCAGUGGAGAAGAUGGAGACGCUGGUUCACCUGGUGAUCUCCCAGGACCACACCAUCCGCCAGCAGAUCCAGAGGAUCAAGGAGCUGGACCGGGAGAUCGAGCGGUACGAGGCCAAAGUGCACUUCGACCGCAUCAAGAGACACGGGGUGAACUAUGUGCAGGACACAUACAUGGUGGACUCCUCGGAGGCUCCCGAUCCCGGGGACUGUAAGCGCAAGGCGGAGCGGCAGGACGCGCGGUGCACAGCGGAGGCGCUCGUGCAGUUCGAGGAGUACGCGCGCCGGUGUGAGGAGGUGGUGAGGCUGCAGGAGGAGCUGACGGAGCGCGAGGCGCUCGUGGAGAGCAUCACCGGAGAGAUCCAGGAGGAGCUCAACCGGCGAUGGAUGAAACGGCGGCGGGAGGAGAGAGGAGCGGAGGCGGCGAAGGACACAGACGGCGUCGCGGAGGAGAUGUGCCUGGCCGCGUCUGCCGCUCCAGAGGAACCAGAUGUGGAAAGUUUGUCUGAGAACGAGCUCACACUGGAGGAGGAGAGGAUCAAAACGCAGCUGGACACCAGUCUGUACAUCGGCCUGCGGCUCAAGACAGACCUGGAUGCCAUCAGGGGGGACUUGGACCUGAGUCUGGCACUCUGGGAGACCAAGGAAAGUGAACUUCUGGACCUACUGGCCAAAGUUGAGACCAUGGAGAUAGAGCAGGUGGACAACACCCUGACGGUGACUGAUGAGGGAGAGCAGGGGGCAGUGAGUGCUGAGGCUGAACCGACGCCAGCAGAGAAGAGCAGUGGCUGGGUGGAGCAGGCCAGAGGUCUUUCCAAGGCCUGCAAUACGAACGACGAGGACUCGGACACAGGCCUGAGCUCCAUGCACAGCCAGGACUCUGACAACCCGCCUGUGUGCGAGUCGCUGGUAUAGACUCACUUUGUUUGGAAGCAUGUUGGACUUUUAUGCAAUUCAAAGCCACAAACUCAGGGGCAGAGAAUCAGUGUUGGCAAUACUGGGAGAUGUUCUCCCCUACCCAAAAUGCACCUCAGUAUGGACACCGUAAUUCUAUAGCAAUAAUUUCUAUAUGUAGUUGCACAAUAAGCUAGGAGGGACAGCAUGCUUAGAGAGGGGUUCAUAGGCUGUGCUGCUCAAUAGUUGACCUUUAACCUCCCACGAGGAGAGUCAACAAAGUACCACUUAUUAAGAGAAGUAGCCUAGAGGAGUAUUAUGAUAAACCACUUAUAAUCUGUAGUCUUCAAUGAGAAACUAACUUUAAGGUAUACUUGAUCACAGGUUUACAAAGAGUUAAUAACAGCUUGCUUUUGUCAGGAUCCAGUCUAACUUUUUGCUGAAGCGACUGAAAGGUGAGGCUAAGUGUUGUUUCAGACACUGUAAGUAUGCCUAAUAGCCAAAAACAGACAGGUUUCCUUUAAAAGGUCAUCAUCAAGUGUACCUUAAUGCACAGUAAAGUACAGUUAGGUCAGCUACAAACAUGCUAUGAAAGCUCUUUCAAUCAAGCAAAAGCACGAUAAUGGUAGGUUCAGUUCACUUCAGCCUCUUCCAAAUAAGAUUGAAAAUGACUCUCCAGAACUACUUAGUGUUCAUGUUCUAUCAUUUUUUGGAACAAUGAAAACUGCAGACUUUGUGAAUUGGAGUUGAAACGCUGAUCCCUAUCCUGCCUGCUAAGCAGAGUAGAUCACUCGAUAUUGUCCUCAGUGUCAGUGUCCGUCUUUAAAGCACAAAAGGUCCUAUUUAUUUAACACUACGUUACAGCCGGGUCAUCCACUACACUCUGUCCUGCUUUGGUCAACUUUUCAUCGGUUGGAUUUGAACAGUUUUUUGUCAUUACGGCUCUUUUGAGGCUGUUUCAUUGCCGUUUAAAGCAGUGGUUCUCAACCUUGGCUUGGCUUUAGAACAAUAAAAAGUCUACACACGGCCCCUCAUGAAAGGUUAUGAGCUGUGAGCAAUUCAAGCAAGCGAAGUCAGUGAUUUUUCUGUUCACCUCAGACUGUUUAAUGUUAAUAAUUAUAGAAGCCUAGAGAGGCCAAAAAAGGAAAGACAAAUGUCCUGAAUAAUAAACAUAACUUUAUGGGGCGGACAUUUUUUUGGUUGUUCUUUCCCGUCUUGUUAAUCAUCUCUGCAUUUAUAUUUUGACCACUGUGGGGGGAACUCCCGAUUGAGAACCACUGGUUUAAAGCUGGUAAAAAGUCGGUUCACUGUUGUACCUUCCUGGUGAAACAGCCAUAAAGAGAUCGGGUCAGACCCAAAGCAAAUUCAUUUGGGGCAUUUGUUUAAAGGGUACUCCAGUGAUUUGGUAUUUCACUUCCAUAAAUGUGCAGCACUCACAAGAGGCCAAUUUCACAGGCUGAGUCGUACUCCUUAUGACGUGUAGACUGAACUAUGUGUGUACAAUUGGUGGAGUGGCCCUUUAAAUCUGGGUAUUGUUUAUUGUUCUGGCAUUAGUUUGGCUGUUCUGAUGCAGGUGACUUGUUUCCCUGAAAAGCAUCUUACUCAAUCAUAGGCGAUGUUAGCAGACAAAAAAAGCCCAAUUUCUAUAUCAAGGUUUAAGUCAAGGAAUUAUGUUAUUGUGUAACAAAAACAAACACACCAGGAAUACAAAUAUGAGCCUGCACAUUAAAUAUCUACAGUGUAGUAGACUUUGGUUCAGAUUAUAUGUUUCUUGUCUAAAUAACACAUUUUUACUAGCAAUCCAGGGAGUUCAGAAACAUGAAAUAACAAGUCUUGUUUUUGGCCUUCUCGGCUUUCCGUAUUUAUGUGGCUUGAUGACGCAGUUAUUGUCAUUUCCAUUGUAAAUAAGUGCAACAAAAAUGGUACACUUAUUUAGAAACACGCAAACCUUUACAGUAUUGCCAUGCCUGUACAUUUGAGUCCAUCUGUGAGUACAAACACCUGUAAGAUUGGAUUUUCAGAUGCUUUUGGGAGAAGUGACCCCAUUUAGUAAUCCCACGGUCCCUGCAUCUCUGAACGCUGUGACAUUAAGGGGAACUAUUUUAAGCCUCAGUUCACUUUUUACAUCCUGGAAAUAGUUGUUGCAGAGCAGUACUAGUUUUAUUUCCUGGUACGCUCUUCCAGGAACUGCAUAGAGAGUAACACAGAAGCUAGCAGAAUACAUUAUUAAGAGAUCCUUCAACUAAAUCACUCUGUAUGUUUGUCAGGCUGUUGUGAUGUCAAAUCUUACAUGUUUGACUUUGUCUAACUGUAAAAUGGUGAGAAUUAAUAACCUUGUAACAACUAGAAGAGACGGAUGAUACUGUUUCUAUGGAGUUAGCUGUUAGCUGUAUCCAAAUACCAAAAUGACCUGUGUGUAGCUAAUUUAUGUCGCUUGAUCAGGGACAGUUUGGGCUUCUCAGUCCAUGACAUUCAGCCCGCUUCGUCUAGAUAGAUGGCUCUAGACCGACAACUCUGAGGCUUCAGCAAGAGUUCUCAGAUGCACUGUGGCUGCAUCGCAACGCCAGUCAGCACAUUAUUACACAUGACUGUUAGUGUUGAAAUAAACAGCAAAACCUA